GAGAGGACAGAGUGGGUGGAAGGUCGGCAGCUCAGCGGCUGAUAGCCUGAGGAUAAGAGGCCAAGCCGGCGGGCGCCCACUGUGCACGGUGUUUGCGGCGAGCAACGGAGCAGGACCCAUGUCGUUGUUCAGCAGUGUGCAGAUGUGGUGAAGAUAUUUUGAAGGAAAAGUUCUUUACUUGGGUCGACAUCCUUGUGCCUGCAUAAUGUUCUGCAGAAGCGCUAAUUUUGUCAUCUGCGUUUUCUUAGCAGUAGGCACAGCUACUGAAUUCAGCGCCGCUGAUCCCGUUACAGGAUCCGAUGGCGAUGUCACUGUCUACCGUUUAAGAACUGACAGCCCGGGGGAAACGCUGCAAGAUGAUCAUGCGGCAAGAAUGGCAGCAAAUAUUGGAGAAUUAAUAAUGCCACAUGACCAUGAGCGACAAUUUCUUCAGACUACAGAGCAGUACAAUUUUGAGAGAAAAGCUGUUGCGGUACCUUACUAUGCUUACCAAGCAAUGCCUCACGAUGAUCGCUGUAUAGAAAAUAAUGGUAACUGCUCACAGAAAUGUGAAACCGUGGAAUAUGAAACAGUUUGCUCUUGUAAUGAAGGAUACACUCUCACAAGCCCCACUAUCUGCACUGAGAUUCCAGGAUGUGACUUUGUUUUGUCAGGAACUUCAGGAGAGUUUACUAUCCGUAACAGUUAUUGUCGGUGGCUGAUAAAAGCACCAAAGGGUCAUAUUGUAGAAAUCACAUUGCACGAAACGAGUAAUCAUCAUGAACGGUAUCGCCUUAAUUACGAUACGGAUUUUGGAUAUCUAUAUGACGGAGACACUACCGAAGCAAGUGUUAUUAAGCGUCUCUAUCCGAGUACGGAAGAAACUGUACUCAGAAGCUCUGGUCAAAACUUACUCAUUACAAGUGGACAAAGUUGGAAUUCAUAUUCCUUCAGACAACGUGUUUCAUAUACGACAGGUUUCAAAUAUUUAGAAAUUGAAGCUGGUGAGAAUGAUGGCCAUCUAACACUUCCUGUUUCUUCAUUACCUGUCGGUGAAGAUUGUUUGUCUCUGACAUACAGUAUACAACAUGGUUCCCUGAUGGUGAGCCUCAGUGACCAAUUAAUUAAUCCACAGUUUACCUUCAAGCACCCUGACGGGAAGUGGCAAAGAGACAUUUUCCGGAUUCCGUAUGACCAAGGAAAUCAUGAAGUAAAAUUCAAGUUCUUCGGAAAAGGUACUAAGGUUUACAACCUUGGAAGGUGUCUUAACCUUGAACGCGUUGCAGUUGGUGCCCAAGGACCUCUAGGUGAGUAG
Molecule: messenger RNA, 1294 nt
Organism: Schistocerca serialis cubense
Lineage: Eukaryota; Metazoa; Arthropoda; Insecta; Orthoptera; Acrididae
Exons: 10
Coding region: 206-1294 (362 amino acids)
Source: RefSeq, a predicted model, not a curated record